Messenger RNA from Corythoichthys intestinalis (scribbled pipefish), 2037 nucleotides. RefSeq names its product selenoprotein F (gene selenof). The record is from RefSeq and is a predicted model, not a curated record. Gene Ontology annotation, molecular function: oxidoreductase activity. Lineage: Eukaryota; Metazoa; Chordata; Actinopteri; Syngnathiformes; Syngnathidae. The transcript is spliced from 5 exons. Gene Ontology annotation, cellular component: endoplasmic reticulum lumen.
UCCUCAUUUCUAUCAGGCACAAUUUGGGGCAGGCUUUUGUUCAGUUGAAGGGGGCCUGAUUGUAGUCCUCCCCCCCAUCGGGCUCCAAAAUGUCGGGAGAAGUAUACCUCCUGUGGCUGCUUUGGCUUUUAAAAACGCUGUCGGCGUCGGGCUCCGAGUUGUCGUCGGAGGCUUGCAGGGAUCUGGGCUUCUCCAGCAACUUGCUGUGUAGUUCCUGCGACCUGCUCGGGGAGUUCGCCCUUAGCCGACUGCAACCCGACUGCGGGCGAUGCUGCCAGCAGGAAGCCCAAUUGGCAGCGCGCAAGCUCUAUGCCGGGGCCAUCCUGGAGGUGUGCGGAUGAAAAUUGGGAAGGUUCCCUCAAGUCCAAGCUUUUGUCAAGGGUGACAAGCCAAAGAUGUUCAAGGGUCUACAGAUCAAGUACGUGCGAGGCUCGGAUCCUGUACUGAAGCUUUUGGACGAUAACGGGAACAUCUCCGAGGAACUCAGCAUCCUCAAGUGGAACACGGACAGCGUGGAGGAGUUCUUGAGUGAAAAAUUAGACCGGAUUUAAACACGGCUUUCAAUUGCAUUUCUUGAUCCACUUUCAAAUUCAACCCUUUUUUGACAUUGACUUAAGAAAUUCCAACUAAGGAAAGCGGCCUUCCGAAACCGCUUUGGCGUCAUUUCGUGAAUGGAUUGUCGAUGACGACGGACGUCCGAUCCCUUUGGACCGCGGCGGCCGGCGCCGUCCGAUACGUCGACGAGCGAUCGUUCCUCGCCGGCCGUUUCCGUUCAAAUGGAUCGGAGGUCUGUUGCCGUCGACGGUCAUUUUGUCGAGUGCGUUUUGACUUUCACUUGGAUUUAUUUUAUUUUUUGGGGGGGGGUCUUUUUCCUCAUGUUUACGAACGCGGCCGAGCUCCAAAGAAUCGAUUGUGAGUUAGCGUCUAAAAGUAGACCGUAUCGUCGCGGGGUCCGUUUGUGAAGAGCUCACCUUAAAGCGCUUUCGGGGAGUGAGCUCUGAUGUGUUUAGUGUCCCGCGACUUCAUCUGACCUUGGACGCCGACUCUGUCUGUUGUUGGAGAUUUCAAUUAAAGAAAUGUGUGUCCGGACCAUCGUCUGUAGUUUUAUGCACGGGCAAAGAGUGACUCCUACUAAUGACAGCUUGAGUGAUAGGAUGAGACCGUAUUCAUUCGUUCAUCAAAGGUAAUCAUUCAAAUGGAUCCCAUUCUUACUUUAUGUUUAUUAUUGGCAACUAAAGCUUAAUCAAAUGAUUCCUUGAAACAUUUUUGAACCCAAGACCUCUAGUUCCGCGGCAUCCAAACUGGUCCCCGAGGGCCGCCGUGGGUCAGGUAGUUUAUUCAAUGAAGUUUCUGCUAAAACAAGCGGUGACUCCACUCGGCUGGUUACACUUGUUUUGCUGGAAUGAAAUCCAGCACUCGCUGUGGAAUAGUUUGGACACCCAUUCUAAAUAAUAUAUGAAUAUAUACGGUACAUUCAAAAAAAAAUGUAUUAAUAUAUUUUUGAAUAUGUUCAAUGGAAAAGAAAAAAAAGAGUUAUUAUUCUCGACGUAUUUUAAUGUUUAUUUUUUUCUUUCUAAAAGGCAUUAAAAAAACAAUAGCAAAUGCCCACAAUGUUGUGAAAUAAUGUCAUUUGUAAAAUUCAAAUAUGAGUUACUGUUUGAAGUGCCCCCGACUCGGGCGAUCAUUUGUUGAUGAAUCUAGCAGAGAGAGAGAGAAAAUCGUAGUUCUGUCUGGCGCGCGGCUGCCAAUUGAUCCAAAUGGAACGGUGAGCUUGCGUGUCUCAUUUAGUCUAGACUGCACUGGCGCCGUGUGCCGACGUCGCGUAAGCUUCCGCGCCGCUCUUGCUCGUCAAGCCACCGGGCCCCGGGGCCGGGAGGAGUAUAUAAGCCGCCACUUGCGGAUGCAGGCCGCCCGCCGACCAGGCUCCGCAGUUGCACGGCAGCUGCACGUAAGGUGGGCCGCGCUGUCCGAGGCGAGCCCAGCCCCCGAAGACGGGCGCGCCGUAGCCGCUCGGCGGCGGUGGCUGGAACUCGGCCA